UUCAUGCCUUUUCUCCCUGUGUUUUAUUGUUCCAUGCUUUUGAUUGCUUGGAAUUGAAUCUUUUGCUGUUUACUGGGAUUGAUUUGAUGAUGUAGGUUCCAGUUAAAUGAAUAUAAGGCUUGGAAAUCAAAAUAUCAAGUUUGACUUUGUUUAUAAUGUGAAAUUGAUUGUAUGGGAUAAACAUGAAAGAUGGGAUCUUGAUAUGGGAUUCUGUGGCUUUGUUGCAAUUUGUUUGUGUGAUAACCAUGCUUGCUAUUGUUUUUUUCUUUUUCUCUUGCACAAAUUUCAGUUGUGCUUAUGUUAUUUACCUUGAGGAAUUUAAAACCAAACGCAUGAUUUUGUGAUGCCUUUUAUGUUAGUGGCUGUGGAGAGCUUAUAUCUCUUUUGAUGGAUGAAGAUGGACAAGGUGGAUUACAAAGGGCAAAUCGGAGUUCAAUCUCAUGUUGAAAUGGGACCACUAGAUAGGGCAAUGGAUGAUCUCGAUGAUGACUGCCUCUAUUCCUCUGAAAUGGAUGCCCAAAAGACACAGCCUAUUCUUUCAAACCAACGUUUUCUGUUCUCUGUUUUGCCUGUUGGUGGCUAUAAAAUGACAAGGAAUGGUGUUUAUAAGAGCAUAAAGACCGUAGUUUUCUCAAAUAAACUCAACUUGCUCAUGCCUUUCGGGCCUCUAGCAAUCAUGGUUCAUAAAAUGAGUUAUAGUAAUGGUUGGGUCUUCUUUCUAAGCUUACUAGGUAUAACACCUUUGGCGGAGCGUUUGGGUUAUGCUACUGAGCAGCUGGCUUUUUACACUGGACCUACAGUUGGUGGUCUUCUAAAUGCUACGUUUGGGAAUGCAACCGAAUUAAUUAUUUCAAUUUAUGCACUGAAAAGCGGAAUGACACGUGUUGUUCAGUUGUCAUUGUUGGGCUCAAUUUUGUCAAAUAUGCUACUUGUUCUUGGAUGUGCAUUCUUUUGUGGUGGGCUUGUACAUUAUGGAAAGGAACAAGUCUUCAGCAAGGCCACAGCUGUUGUCAAUUCAGGACUGCUGCUGAUGGCAGUCAUGGGCCUACUCUUUCCAGCAGUCCUCCACUACACACACACUGAACGGCAAGUUGGGAAGUCGGAGUUGGCUCUUUCAAGAUUUAGCAGUUGUAUUAUGCUUCUAGCUUAUGCUGCCUAUCUUGUUUUCCAGUUAAAAAGUCAAGAUGAUAACUAUGUCCCUGUUGUCGAGGAAGGAAGUCACAAUGGGGAGGACGAAGAUGAUGAUGAAGCUCCAGAAAUUUCCAAAUGGGAAUCAAUAAUUUGGCUUGCUAUCAUGACUGCUUGGAUUUCCAUCCUGUCUGACUAUUUGGUGGAUACCAUAGAGGGGGCAUCUGUUGCAUGGAAUGUACCAAUCGCAUUUAUUAGUGUUAUCUUGCUCCCCAUAAUUGGUAAUGCUGCUGAGCAUGCAAGCGCUAUCAUGUUUGCCAUGAAAGACAAGCUUGACAUAUCCUUGGGAGUUGCGAUAGGGUCAUCAACUCAGAUUUCUAUGUUUGGGAUACCUUUUUGUGUCGUUAUUGGUUGGAUGAUGGGACGGGAAAUGGACUUAAACUUCCAGCUUUUUGAGACAGCAACUCUCUUCAUUACUGUUAUAGUUGUAGCCUUUUUUCUGCAGGAGGGAACAUCUAACUACUUCAAAGGACUAAUGCUUAUACUUUGCUAUCUGAUAGUCUCUGCGAGUUUCUUCGUACAUGAAGAUCCUUCUGCCACUGGUCAAAGCAAGCUACCGAAAACAUGACAAGUGAAAGAGAUGAACUACGGGGAUCGUAUUUGGAAACUUGAAAGUUGCAGAGGCAGAGACCAUGGAGAUUUGAAACAAGAUUGUCCCAGAAAGCAUAGCAUGGUGGUGUAAAUAUUUUUGAGAGGCAGAUAUUCCCUUUUUUUUUUCUACCCAGAGCCAAAUUAAAUGCUCAAUCUUCAUCCAGGAUUAAACUUUGUAUUUUCAUAAUUAUAGUUCUGUGACAUAUCAAGAAUCUAGCUUUUGGAGAUUUGUUGGAUUA
Messenger RNA from Hibiscus syriacus, 2018 nucleotides. RefSeq names its product vacuolar cation/proton exchanger 2-like. The transcript is spliced from 12 exons. Gene Ontology annotation, biological process: intracellular calcium ion homeostasis; calcium ion transmembrane transport. Gene Ontology annotation, molecular function: calcium:proton antiporter activity. The coding region runs from base 392 to 1756 and encodes 454 amino acids. The record is from RefSeq and is a predicted model, not a curated record. NCBI's taxonomy places the organism in Eukaryota, Viridiplantae, Streptophyta, Magnoliopsida, Malvales, Malvaceae. Gene Ontology annotation, cellular component: plant-type vacuole membrane.